CGCUAGCCCAUGUUAGCGGCUCCACCGCACAAUGGACGUAUCGCAUAACCAUGAACGAAGCCCCCUGGGGCGGGGCGAACCGAGAGAACUCCAAGAUGGCGCUGCGGGAGUCGCUGGAGUCGCCAACGCACACGAAAUGCAAGAUAUACUGCGAGCCGCGGUGGAGGCCCAAAAGGAGUCGAGGACCGGACCGAAGGCUUCAGUAUGCGACUGUCAUUCACCGACCGCAAGGAACAUUGUGGUCUGUAUCGACGGCACCGCGAACCAAUUCGGACUGAAGAACACGAACGUCGUCGAACUUUUCAGCGGGCUGGAGAAGAGUGAUGAUCAGUUGACGUACUAUAACAGUGGCAUCGGCACGUUCGUCAAAGAUUCCCGGACGUCGCCUCGAUACUGGCGUCAGGUUUUCAACCACACCGUCGACAUGGCUAUAGCUUGGAACUUCAAACGCAUCGUACUUGACGCAUACCGGUGGUUAUCUGAGGAAUAUAAAGCAGGCGACCGAAUCUUUCUGUUUGGUUUCUCCCGCGGUGCAUACCAGAUUCGCGUUCUCGCAGGGAUGAUAGAACUGGUGGGGCUACUCUGCCGGGGUAACAACGCGCAAAUUGUCUUCGCAUACGAACUUUAUAUCUCCAUCAUCGCGAACGGCAAGCGUAAUGGGCUUGAGAGAGGACAGAAUAACAACGCCAAGGACCCUAUGACCGACUCUGGACAGGGGGUAGUCAUCACGGACAAGAAGGAUCCUCGCUACGCGACAGCGCUUUGCAAGAACUUUAAGAGCACCCUUUCGCAGGAAGGCGUGAAGGUCCACUUCGUCGGCGCGUGGGACACCGUUUCUUCGAUCGGCGUGGCACGGGGACCGAGUCUUCCCGAAACAACGAACGGAAUGACUCACGUAUGCGUGUUCCGACAUGCGCUAGCUCUGGACGAGCUCCGCGUCAAGUUCCUUCCCGAAUACGCGAAUGGUGGGGCAGGCCCUGUCUCGUCCGCUAGAGGGGAUGCGACAUCGGGUGCGGCCGGUCAACCGAAGGGGAACAUCAAGGAGGUCUGGUUCGCGGGGUCACAUUCAGACAUCGGCGGAGGCAACACCGUCAAUCUCAACGUCGACCAAUUCGGGCCAGCCCUUCGUUGGAUGAGGCACGAAGCCACGAGUUGCGGUCUACGAGUAAAGCCUUUCCGAGGGACCUGGAGACCUUUCCAACCCAAUUUAACCAUGUCUCUCGUUUGGAAGUUUGUGGAAUUGCUACCCUUGAGACGGCUCACUUACAAGACCACACCGCAAUCAAAUUCGGAAGAUAGUCAACGCUGGCCGCCACACCUUUCGUCACCUCGCAUUGUCAUGGAGGGCCAGCUCAUCCACCAGUCCGCGUUCGAGCUCGGCGACUAUAAGCCGCGUGCUCGCCUUCCGGGUCAGGUUACGUGGAGCAAAGACGAACUUCUGAGGAAGGGGAUGCUUGAAAAAGAUCCAUACCUAUCAAUCGACGCUAUUUUGGAACAGAUCAUCGGACACGAGCAUCUUUCGGAUGAAGAUCGCGGCGUGCUCGUCAUGGCGGCUUCGCGGGAUGCCGACAGUAAUCGGACCGUUAUGGGCGUUGCUGACGCUGUCAAAAAACUGUUUGAUGCUCUCGAAUCCACGAGACAAGACAGUCAUAGGAGUGCAGAUGACAAGAAAUUACUUGUCCGAGACAUCGUCCUCGCAUUCGGUGCAUUUCCUCCGCUCCCAAGACACAGUGCUUCCGGCCUUCCUGAACGCAAGCUACGAGCGCUGCUGUAUGAUGCAGACAGCCACCAGGCGGGUACUCCUCAGGAUGUUUCCAACAUAAUAAGCGCAUUUGGAACCAGAUUGUUGUUGGAGCUGCGCGGCCACAGUGGGACUGUAAUAGUAUCUGUAGCCUUUCCUCCGGAUGGCACACGGAUUGCUUCGGGCUCCGAGGAUAGGUCGAUCCGAAUCUGGGCGGCGGAUACCGGAAAGGAAGUUCUAGAGCCACUUUUGGGGCAUACAGGUUGGGUCAGGUCUGUCGCAUUCUCCCCAAACGGAGGAUGUCUUGCCUCAGGCUCGUAUGACGAAACCGUCCGACUGUGGGACGUGGAGACGGGUCAGCAGAUCGGGGAGCCGCUCCGAGGGCAUACAGGCUGGGUUCGGAGUGUCGCGUUCUCACCCGACGGCAACCGCAUCGUCUCGGGCUCAGACGACAGGACACUCCGAAUCUGGGAUGGGCAGACGGGACAGGCCAUCGGCGAGCCUUUACGGGGUCACUCUACCGGUGUUAACACCGUCGCAUUUUCACCGGAUGGGAAGCACAUCGCCUCUGGAUCCGCUGACAGGACGAUCCGACUCUGGGACGCCGGGACAGGGAAAGCAGUCGGGGAUCCGCUUCUAGGCCACAAUCGCUGGGUUCGGUCCGUUGCAUAUUCUCCCGAUGGCACUCGCGUCGUCUCUGCGUCCGACGACGAAACACUCCGGAUCUGGGACACUCUGACGGGAAAGACGGUGUUGGGCCCUUUGCGAGGGCACACCGACUACGUAAGAUCGGUCGCAUUCUCGCCGGAUGGCAAGUACAUCGUCUCCGGCUCCGACGACCGCACUAUCCGGAUAUGGGACGCGCAGACGGGACAGACCGUGGUGGGGCCGUUGGAAGCGCACACGAACUGGGUGAAUGCCGUUGCGUUCUCCCCCGAUGCCAAGCGCGUUGUCUCGGGUAGCAGUGACGGGUUGGUGAAGAUAUGGGAUGCAGAAGUUGAUUGA
Messenger RNA from Punctularia strigosozonata HHB-11173 SS5, 2746 nucleotides. RefSeq names its product WD40 repeat-like protein. Gene Ontology annotation, molecular function: protein binding. Gene Ontology annotation, cellular component: transcription repressor complex; nucleus. The coding region runs from base 32 to 2746 and encodes 904 amino acids. Gene Ontology annotation, biological process: negative regulation of transcription by RNA polymerase II. The transcript has 11 exons. NCBI's taxonomy places the organism in Eukaryota, Fungi, Basidiomycota, Agaricomycetes, Corticiales, Punctulariaceae. The record is from RefSeq and is a predicted model, not a curated record.